This is a messenger RNA of Siniperca chuatsi (mandarin fish), 1186 nucleotides long. RefSeq names its product phospholemman-like. Bases 177 to 440 code for a protein of 87 amino acids. The transcript has 8 exons. Gene Ontology annotation, biological process: regulation of sodium ion transmembrane transporter activity. The record is from RefSeq and is a predicted model, not a curated record. Lineage: Eukaryota; Metazoa; Chordata; Actinopteri; Centrarchiformes; Sinipercidae. Gene Ontology annotation, cellular component: membrane. Gene Ontology annotation, molecular function: sodium channel regulator activity.
CCUCUAAAACUAAGCCAACCUGUUGAGUGUCACAGUGGUGAAGGCAGGGUGUUGGCGCACUGUGUGGGGAAAAGUCGCUGGUUCUGAGUCAGAUAUCCGCCUGCUUGUGAGAAAUUUCCUCGUUUUUGUCGCUGCUAAAUACAACGUGUUAGAGGUAAACAGCCUCAAGCUUGAAGAUGUCAAAGAUCUGUGCUUUGGUGUUGAUGACACUUGUGUCCGUGGUGUUUGCAGAAGAACAGAACUUGGAAGAUGACCCCUUUACCUUUGACUACCACAGACUGCGUGUUGGAGGCCUGAUUCUAGCUGCUGUCCUCUGUCUCAUUGGCAUCACCAUCCUGCUCAGUGGCCACUGCAGGUGCAAGUUCAACCAGGACAAGAGGAGGACAGGAAGCAAUGCUCAGCAGAUGCUCUCUGACCAAGGUCGUUCCUGCGACUGCUAGAUGUAAACCAGAACACACACUGACUUCCCGAACCUGCAACCAACAGAUAACACGGAGGAGCAGCAGCGGGAUUUGAUACGUCCAAUGAGAGGCUUGUGUUUUAUUGUUAGAGAGCAACAAAAAGUAAUCUGUGUGUACCUGCUGGAAGGUGUGAUGCUUUCUGCCUGAUAACUGAGCUGCUCAUCUGCAUCCUGCACCUACACACACUCGGACCUACACACACUUUUUGUCACUUUCAUUUCAAUCACUUUUUGGUAUUUAGAAGUUGAAAAGACUUUGACAUGAAGAAACGGUCUUAUCCAACCUUUUGAAAAUUUCCUUCUAUAAGUGAGCGUGAAUGUUUUGUCAUUCAUUGUUGAUAUUUUGGUUGAUUGAGCUGAAAGUGACUUCUUACAACGGUAACACAAACCUAUUACCAAAAAACUCCUUAAGUGUCCACAUACUGUAUAUGUAUGCAUACAUACUGGUUGUGUCAAUGUCCCGCACUACUUGUGUCGUCUGUACUGUGUGUGUAAGGUAAACACUGAUGUAGAUAUUAGUCGCUUACUGUGACUAACCUAACCCACUGUCCAUGCCUUCAUGUCAAGUAGAUGAAAUCCACAUAGUCAUGAGUGUUUAGAGUGGUGUUGAUAAUUCAUGAUAAUCUUUUAAUUCCCAUGUUUAGCUUUAUGGAGGAAAGUAGUGGAUUGCACUGUUCAGAGAUACAGAAAGACUGUCAUGUUUCUAUAAAAGACUUAUUAAAACAA